AAGUGACAGACGUCAGCUGAGCCGAGUCGCAUAGGUAUAGUCAAUCUAGCUCUACUUUAGAAAAAAACAUCCUAAUACUAGUAUAUAGAUCUAAGUAAAAUUAUAUCAAAAACAAAGAAAUUUUUGCGUAGUUCGUUCGCGUUCGUGACUCGAAAUAGCAAUAGAUCUAUUAUGUGCUAAAUAGUGGAACGUAAACGCUACCAAAUAAUUUAAAUUUCAAAAAACAUUACAACGCCUUUUCGUUUCGAUUCGACAGAAAAUGUGAACAAGUGUGAAGGUCAUCAUUCGUCACUUUGUUGCCAAUUAUUAUUAAUACUAAGCCGUCGUUUAAACUGCGUCUCGCUCGCUCUAGCGGGUGACGUCGAGAGGAUUCGCCGUUUACGUAACACUGUAACACGGUUCCUAAACAGCUGUUCAUUUCAACAGCUAAAACGAAAAGAGUCGAGUUCGUCUUAAUAAAAUUCAUCAAGCGACCGGCAACAUGCUGAAUGCAUGCACCAAGUCGUUGCGCAAUGCGCGCUCGCUCGAGCGCUGUAUGUCCAGCGUGGUGGAGCUGCCCAAAUUCCAAGAUAGCGGCGUCAAGAAUGAGCCUGUUCUGGCUUAUAAGAAAGGCAGCAAGGAGCGGACCGAGCUCGCCAACGAGCUACAGCGCGCCGCCGCCGUAACCGAGGAGGUGCCCAUCGUGAUCGGCGACGAGACCAUCAGGGAUGGUGAGCCGCGUUUUCAGGUGAUGCCACACGAUCAUGCGCGUAAAAUCGCCAAGUUCUACUAUGCAAGUGAAAACACCAUAAAGAAAGCCAUUGAUGUGUCUGUAGAAGCACAAAAACGUUGGGAUAAAACACCAUUUGAACAAAGGGUGCAAAUUUGGAACAAAGCCGCCGACAUGAUGGCGGGAGCUUAUCGCCAGGCUCUCAAUGCUGCUACUAUGCUGGGCCAGUCCAAGUCAGUCAUACAAGCAGAGAUUGACUCAGCUGCGGAACUCAUUGAUUUUUACCGAUUCAAUAUAUUCUUUUUGAAAGAAAAUAGCAAGUAUCAACCAAUCUCUGAGGACCCAUCAGUGACCCGUAAUUCCCUAAGAUUCCGUGGAAUAGAUGGCUUCAUUGCAGCUAUAAGUCCAUUCAACUUCACUGCUAUUGGAGGCAACUUGGCCUACACACCUGCCCUUAUGGGAAAUGGAGUGCUGUGGAAACCAUCAGACACUGCAGUGCUGUCCAACUGGCGAAUCUUCAAUAUUAUGAGAGAAGCAGGCCUUCCUGCCGGAGUAGUAAAUUUUGUUCCAGCAGACGGACCCACUUUCGGGCGCACCAUCACAGCUUCCCCUCACCUUGCUGGAAUCAACUUCACAGGCUCAGUUCCCACUUUCAACUGGUUAUGGAAUGAAGUGGGCAAGAACCUACAAGUGUACCGUAACUAUCCAAGAUUAAUUGGUGAAUGUGGAGGUAAGAACUACCACUUUGUACAUCCAUCGGCAGAUGUGGAGUCAGUCGUGGCUGGAACUAUUCGAUCAGCAUUUGAAUACUGCGGACAGAAAUGCUCUGCUUGCUCCAGGAUGUAUGUGCCUAGAUCUCUGUAUGAACAGAUCAAGGAAGGAUUGUUGAGAGAGAGGGCAAAACUUAAAGUUGGUGACCCGACAGACUUCAGCAUUUUCACAGGUGCUGUAAUUGAUGAUAAAGCUUUUGCUAGAAUAACAGGAUAUAUCAAGAAUGCGAAAAAUAACCCCAAAAAUAAAAUCAUUGGGGGUGGCGAAUUUGAUGACAGUAAAGGCUAUUUUGUCCAACCUACCAUCAUAGAGACAACUGAUCCCCUUGACAAACUUAUGACAGAAGAGAUAUUCGGCCCUGUACUCACUAUCUAUGUGUAUGAAGAUAAAGAUCUGCAGCAGACAGUGUCACUAGUGGGCUCCUCUACCAAGUUUGCCCUGACUGGAGCUGUAUUUUCAACAGACAAAGCUUUCCUUAAAACGGCACUAGAAGAGCUGAAAAUGACUGCAGGCAACUUUUACCUCAAUGACAAGUCAACAGGAUCUGUCGUAGGCCAGCAACCAUUUGGAGGUGGCCGCAUGUCUGGAACCAACGACAAGGCGGGUGGCCCUAUCUACGUUAUGCGGUGGACCACACCCCAGUCCAUCAAGGAGACCUUUGUUCCGCUCCGUGACAUAGACUACCCCUACAUGAGAGAGUAAUUACCAAAUUAACUGGAAUGGGUGAUAAACUAUGAUCAUAUCUGUCUCUCCAAUUCCAUGCUGGCUAAUGGAAACAUCACUUCAUAAAUUUAUGAGUACAAUAAUAGUUAAUUAGUGAAUAAUGUAAUGAUAAGUUAUUAUAAAUUAUUAUAAUACUUGCUUGUCUGUCUAGGAUGUGUUAUGUUAACGUAGUGAGAGGUGACGGUAGUCAGUGUAGGAGCAGUCUAUAUAAUUGUAUGUAGCAUUGUUUGCUUACAAUAAUUCACUGUACUUUAUAGUAGGUGUCCAAAUGUUAACUAUUUCAGUUAGUGAAAUAAGCUAUCAACAUUUAGACAUUAUGUAUGUGUACAGAAUAUAACAAUAGGUAUUGUACCUACAGCAUGAUUAUCUAACUUGUUUUGUCGAGUAUUUUUGCAAUGAACUAUAAUAUUAACACAAAAUUUAUACAUAUUUCCUAAGAAUAUCGUAGCACUGACUACUUUUGUGUGUACUGCAGUUGAAAUUUUAACAAUAAUAUUAUGUGACAUAAAAAUUAGUGGUAUAAAUUAAAGUUCUUACCCACACUACUGGAUUGAAGUGAUGUGGAUACGUAGAGAGUUAAUAUUAAUCAUAACAGUUUAGCUGGCGGUGCAGCGGCUUCACUAGCGGUUUAUUGUGGUUUAAUUGUAUAUAUUGUAUUCAGUUAUGUUUACGUAAGCGAGUCCGUGCUACGUGCUGCUCCAGGCCACGGGUCGCGGCUCGCGCCGAGCCAAUCGGACUGUCCCCGUCAAACCGUUGCCUAUUUGCUUUCCUCUUAUCAUUAAAACACGCAUUCAUAUCUAACUCGAGUACGUUUAUCUAUUUAUAGUUCGGUUAUCGCCCUGCUCUCUGAUUUAAUUGACUGCAUUUAUGCUUUUAUAUACUUAUAUACAUUAGAAUAUUGGACAUUAGAGAUACCUAAUAUGGCAUAUAAUUACUUGAACUAAACAUUCUACCGCUUUAUAACAGUGAAGGUAAACAAAUUGGUCGAUUCAUUUGCAACCUUUGACAUUAUACAGAUGUUACAGUCCAAAAAAACAAACAUGAUUUAAAUAAUAUGACAUUAUUUGAAUGUUAUCGCCGCCUGUAUAAAGAAUUUAUUUUCGUAUUCCGAGUUUUGCAAGUCAUCGGGGAAAGUUCUUUAUAAUACGCUAGAUUUCUGAUUGACAUCCUUUAGUUACAUACAUAAAUGAGUACAUGCAUAGCUAGACGUUGGCAGCGUCCGUCUCCCGUGUUAAAUGUUCUUGGAUAGUCAUUAUUUUAUUAUUCUGCUUUUUAUCAUAUAUUAUACAUUGUUAUUAACCACUUUUUAUGUUUUACUAAUUUAUUAUGUUCCUUUUUACUAUAUUAUUGUUAAUGAUAUUUUAUAGUAUUACUGUAAAGAUUUAAAUAAAACAUUUCAGCAGUC
Messenger RNA from Galleria mellonella (greater wax moth), 3608 nucleotides. It is a transcript of the gene P5CDh1, whose product is annotated as delta-1-pyrroline-5-carboxylate dehydrogenase, mitochondrial. Bases 482 to 2182 code for a protein of 566 amino acids. Gene Ontology annotation, molecular function: L-glutamate gamma-semialdehyde dehydrogenase (NAD+) activity. NCBI's taxonomy places the organism in Eukaryota, Metazoa, Arthropoda, Insecta, Lepidoptera, Pyralidae. The transcript has a single exon. The record is from RefSeq and is a predicted model, not a curated record. Gene Ontology annotation, cellular component: mitochondrial matrix.